Messenger RNA from Bombus pascuorum, 7094 nucleotides. RefSeq names its product histone-lysine N-methyltransferase, H3 lysine-79 specific (gene gpp). The record is from RefSeq and is a predicted model, not a curated record. Lineage: Eukaryota; Metazoa; Arthropoda; Insecta; Hymenoptera; Apidae. Gene Ontology annotation, biological process: regulation of transcription regulatory region DNA binding; DNA damage checkpoint signaling; DNA repair. Gene Ontology annotation, cellular component: nucleus. The coding region runs from base 717 to 4712 and encodes 1331 amino acids. The transcript is spliced from 11 exons. Gene Ontology annotation, molecular function: histone H3K79 methyltransferase activity.
UAAAAAACAAUCUACUCUGGUGGUCUGAUUAAUUUCAUUAACAGACGGAAAUUCAUCUCUACUGAGUUUAUUUCCUGGCAAAUGUAAAAUAAAUAAAGUGACAUCGAAAAAAAAUAUGAAAUAAUAACAACACAACAAGAAAGUUGUAUCCGCGGUCGAAAGUUCAACGGUUCCAGAGGCGCAUGCGCAGUAAAGUAAGUUGGCGCGGAACACCCGGAUGUGCUGCCGCACCAGCACGAUACGGUAGAAGGAAGAGACAUGACGCCAUGUUUUGAUGUCGUCAUCCCCCCCCAAACCGCUGUUUCUCGAGUAGCACAAUAGUCUGUCAGUGUUUUUCUGUUGUGCGCCUCGUGUUCCGUGUUCCUUUCGGUGGCCGUUUUGGCGUGCUCCAUUUCGUUCUCUCCAUCGUCGCGUCGAAUGUUGGAUGCUUGCCUUUCGGGCUAACGAUUGCCCUCGUGGAUUGACGGUCGCUGGAGGUGGCCCUUCGUGUCUUUUCAUGUCCGGCGAUGUAACCGCGGAGCGGGGGGAUCCGCGAGCGUCGUCUACGUGGUGGUAGUGUCCUAGUGCGGGGAGGACGAGCAACCACGAUCCUCCGCCGAACGGUUAAUCCAAGUGGUUACGUCACACACGAUCCUGAGCUGGGCUUUCGAAAGAAACGACUUACUAAAGAAGUGGAAGGCGACGACGACGGGGACGAGGACGACGGGCCUGCUAAAAUGGAGCUGCGCCUGCACUCGCCAGCCGGAGCAGAACCGAUCGUCUAUCAAUGGCCCCUCACCUCUGGAUCCGGAUCUGAUCGUCAUGAUGGUGCACUUGAUGUUGUUGAAACAAUGAGAUGGGUUUGUGAGGAUUUGCCAGAUCUAAAGCUACCAUUAGAAAAUAACAUUUUAUGUGAUUAUGACACAAGAGAUUAUGAAAGUAUGAAAAAUUUAUGUGACAAAUUUAAUAGAGCAAUUGAUAGUUUAGUUCAGCUGGAGAAAGGCACUAGUUUACCAUCUCAAAGAUUGAAUAAAAGACCUAGUCGAGGUUUACUAAGGCAUAUACUUCAGCAAACAUAUAAUCAAGCAGUAGUGGAACCAGAUAAAUUAAAUCAGUAUGAGCCAUUUUCACCAGAGGUAUAUGGAGAAACAAGUUAUGAACUCGUGUGUCAAAUGAUUGAUCAAAUUGAUGUAACAGAAGAUGAUGUAUUUGUUGACUUGGGAUCUGGAGUUGGACAAGUAGUUCUACAAAUGGCUGCAGCAACUUUAUGCAAAAUUUGUAUUGGAGUUGAAAGAGCUGAUGUACCAUCAAGAUAUGCACAGAGUAUGGAAGUAAACUUUCGUAAAUGGUUGAAUUGGUAUGGGAAAAGAUGCGGUGAAUAUCGUUUGGUAAAAGGCGAUUUUUUAGCUGAUGAACAUCGUGAAAGCAUUACUGGAGCCACGAUAGUGUUUGUUAAUAAUUUUGCAUUCGGUCCAACGGUGGAUCAUCAACUGAAAGAACGAUUUGCUGAUUUACGGGAUGGAGCACGAAUCGUAUCGUCAAAAUCAUUUUGCCCCCUCAAUUUUCGCAUAACAGAUAGAAAUCUCAGUGAUAUUGGUACAAUAAUGCAUGUAUCAGAGAUGUCACCACUAAAGGGUUCUGUCUCGUGGACUGGUAAACCGGUGUCUUAUUAUUUACAUGUAAUUGAUCGUACUAAGUUAGAACGUUAUUUCCACCGCUUAAAGAAUAACAAGCAAGGUGGUGAUGAAAAUUCUGAUUCUGUGAUAAAUAACACUGCCAACAGUAAUAAUAAGGUUACAAAUAGAGGUGAGAGAGGUGAUAAAGCUAAACGGGAUCUUUCGAGGCAGUUAGAAAGCCCGAAUCAUUCGGAGCAACAAGGAACGAAUAGCGAUUCUGAUGCAGAUGAGAAUAACAUUAAAAAUCGUCGGCAAUCAAAUAAGAUCCGUAGAAAACUAAAUAGAAAAUCAAAUGGUAUAAGACCUCCGGCUAGAGGCAGACAGAGGGGAAGAGGCGUGAAGAAAUCAAAGCCCAAGAAAGCAAUUAAUAUUUCUGGUUUGGAUUUACUUCAUAGUCAAACAUUACUGAGUACAUCUCCACAAGCUUUAGGAAAAAAACCACCACCCGCGCCUGGUUGCGUGGAUCAACAGCUGUCUUCAUUAUCACUUUCAUUACAGUCACAUUCCACCUCUGUGCAUGAAGAACUUAGUAUACCACCUGCUCCGUCCGCCACUCCGUACGCAUUACAAAUACUUUUGGACUUGUACAGGGACCAAUUUAUGCUCAUGUUAGAAUCAAUGAGAACUCCUUCGUACAGAGUGUCAGUCAAUACAGAUAUUGCAAAAGAAAGAGAAAGAAAUUCAAAGUUACAAUCGAGAGCGGCGCAAUUAGAAAAACAAAUAAAGGUAUUAAUUGAUGAUAGCGUAGCACUUUUAAAAGCAAGAAUGACCGAGUUGGGUAUAAAUGCGACAUCGCCUGGAGAUUUACUUGCAAAGGCUAAGGAGAUAGUUCUUAGACACAAACAGUUGCAAGCUAAAGCAAGUAAGCUACAGGCCCAGGUUGCAUCUAUGGAAAAUGAACAAUCGAGAUUAACUGCGCUUAGACAUCAAGAAUUACAAGAAAAGUAUAGUAGUCUCACAAAUACGAAUGGCAUAUCAAAUCCAUCACAAACACUUACUCAGGAUUACAUAUUGAAAGAAAUUUCUGCAACUUUGUCUCAACGUAAAAGAUUACAUUGUCAGGUAUCCAAAUUGGAACAUGAACUAAAUGUUCUGGAAAGAGCAAGUAAUGAAAAACAAGUUGCUGCAAUAGCUCAGCAACAAAGAGAGGUACUAGGUUCUAAACACUCGCAAAGUCAACAUCAUCAUCAGCAGCAAAAUGGAAAAAGCGGAUCGUCACGAAAAAAUAGAGAAGGACGUUCUAGAUCGCAAGAAUGGCCUGAUGUUCCUGAUAUUGGGAAAAUACAGGAAAAUAAUCCAGAAAUAUUGGCGCAAAAGAUCUUGGAAACCGGCAGACAAAUAGAAGCUGGCCGAAUAUUAAACAGACAAAAUUCUAGUACCAGUAUUAAUUCUAGAACCAGACUGCCGCAAGCAUCUCUCAGUUUUUCUAUUACUUCACCAUCCAUUUCGUCCUCACAAUCGCAAAUAAAUAAUAAGGAGAUAACAAAUAGAACUCAGGAGCCUCCUAGGGUUGCAAAUUUCGAAGAUAGGUUAAAGAGUAUCAUUACGAGUGUUUUAAAUGAAGAUCAACAAAAUAGAAAUAAGCAACAACAAAUGCAACUACAGGUGCAAUUACAAAAUCAGACUGAGCAAGAUAGAAAACGUAUUGCAUUGACACAAAUUGUUUCUACUCCUGAUUAUACACAGGUUUCACCUGCGAAGUUAGCACUUCGUCGUCACCUCUCUCAAGAACGUCUUUCCUCUCAUUUAAUACCAUCUGAUAGGCCAACAAUCGACUCGAGGCAAUUGAGUCAUGAUAAUCGUAUUGUAGGAGGAAAUGGAUUACUCGGCACUAGAACAAUUGGUGAUUUAGUCAGUGGAGAAAUAGAGAGAACGCUAGAAAUAUCCAACCAAUCUAUAAUAAAUGCUGCUGUUGAUAUGAGCGCAAUUGUAAGGCCAGAAAAUGUAUAUUCUCCUAUCAGUAGACCAGCUAGUGCAGAAGGUGAUGCUGGCUUAUCAACUCUAGCGCACGUAGCAAGUUACGCUCCAACUUCUUCUGCCAUUUCAACAUGUACUCCUACCACUACUUCAAGAUCAUCUGUGUUAUUUACUCCAGUAACACAACCACAAAGAUACACACCAGUGCAGUUACCUCGUGCAGAUAUCAAACCUUAUCAUGAAUCGUAUUUCUCUGACAAUCCUUCUCAGUCACUCACACAGGUCCAUCCGCCGCCAUCAUUACAUACAUCACAGGCAACAUCAAACGACGAGCUUUUGCCAGUAGAAGGAUUAGCCGCAUCUUUACAUGCUCGUAUUUUGAAUAAUCACAACGCAAAAACCGAGCCAAUACUGACUACAAGUAGAAGAUUUCAACCAUAUCCUCGAUAUGCAACCAGUAGCAACAGUAAUGGCAGUACAACAACAAAUGGUAUAGUGACAGCCAUUUGUCAAUCACAACCUUCGAUGUCAUUAAAAACGGAGGCAGUGGUAUCAUCAGUAAGCACAAGCGGAGCGCCAUUGAGUCCUCUCGUGGAACCACAUUCUAAUACGUCCACGCCGCUAGUCGAUGAGCCCCAAAUGACAACGCAGAGACAACGAAACGGUAUUGGCGAUGACGACGGAGAAGCGGAUUGGCAAGAUCGUAUCAGUUCUGGAUUUGAUAGACUGGUUGCAUUCGCGUCGACAGAGUUGGACAAGCGAAGAAGAUCUACAGAGGGAGUAAAUACAAGUCCUGACAGUGGUUUAGGAUCGGACAGCACAGUGACGGGACCUCCACCGGUGAUCCCGUCGCCAGACGAAGCACUGGGACCUCCACGUACACCUUCACCGACCAGUCCUCGCCCACCAAAUCCCUCCAACAGUAGUAGUACGAGCAGUAACAGCAGUAGUAGCAGUAGCACGUCCUUGGUGCCUCUAAAAUAUCAACGUCAUCCAGAUCCGGAACGACAUCAUUUUAAGAAAAAGUUUUUUCAUAGAGAUUGGAACAACUCUGGGAGUACCAGUAAGUUUCGUCCUAAAGGCAAGGAUUGGGAUUGGAAUCAUUCAGGACAAUGGCCUUCGAAUGACGAACAAUCUUAAUCAAUUUUUUAUACAGCGUGUCUUCAUAAACUAGUAUGUUAAGCUUUUUAACGGGUUGUACCUUAUGUUUUGAUUGACAGAAAUAAGUUGAAUGCAAGUCUAUAUUUCUUUAGUUACAGAUGCAAUAAAACUCCAUUUAUCGAACACCAUCUUUGCAACGAAGCUUUAGUUAGCGAUUCUAUGUAUCCAAGUUUUAUUUACGUUCUAUUUAUCCAUGAGUAUGAAGUCAUAUUAUUUGAAUGAAAUCGUACGUAGUGGGAAGAGUCAGUGAACUGCAGUUAUAUGAACUGUUUGUUUCUACGUGGAUUCAGAUAAAUAGAGUUUUAUUCAUGUAUUAUUUCGUUUCAUAGUAGAAAUAUUAUUUUCUGCUUUCGUUCUUGUUCUUCGUAAUGUAGCGUUUAAGACAAUUCUAAAUUAUUUUGAAACAUGCAUGUAUACUGUUGCAAUAUAAGUAUACACUUUUUGUGAUUCAGCUAGAAGUCAUGGUACUUGUAUUCGACUUAAAAAUUUUUCUUUUUUAAUUAUUUUUUUCCUUUGGACUAAAGAAUAAGAAAUGACUCAGUGAAAUGAGACGUUCUAUAAUUUGCCUUUUAUAUGUUUCAUCCAAAUAUUUAUUUAUUUAACGGAGACCUUGAUCACAAGGCUAAAAGUACUAUGGAAUUUUUUCGAAAUGCUACAUUUCGAUAGUAAAAUCUAUUUAAUAUUUAACCACGCGUAUAUUAAAACGUGAAAUACCGAAGAACGUCAAAGACGCUGUUAUACAUUACUCACUGAUAAGCAUUUGAAGUUAAUAUUAACUACUACAUUUUUUGAUGAAAGAAAAAAAAAAACAAUUUAGAAGAUAAUCAUUGUCGAUUUGAUAUAUGGACAUACGGUGAGAAUGUGUUUGCCUUCAUAAAAUAUAUGCUAAUACCAUAGAGAUUAUAUUCCGUAAAAAAAAGAAAUGGGAAAGUUAAACAAUUUGUAAAUGGAUUCGUCUAUAAUUAUGGUAUGUGACUAUCACAUGUAAAAUGUAGUAAGGUAAAGAAGAGUGCUAUGUAAAAAAUCUACGAUAUAUUAUGGGCGUCGUAGCUAACGUAACUAGUUCACAAAAAGGAAAGAAAAAAAGCUACCAAAACCUAUGUGUGUUCGUAGCAAAUAUUCGCUGCAUAUUUUAUACGCAGCUCUGUAUCCCCCAAUUGUUUCCGGAGGAUGCAGUUAUCGAAGUGUUCACUGUUGCUCAUAAACGAAUAUGACGACAGACAGCGAAGAAUAGUCAUUUCAUUAACCGGAAGUUAAAUCUAACAUCUUUCUUUUUUGUUUUUGUUUCUUUUUUUGGCACAAAUUUAGCCACUGAUUUUUAAGAUUGUGCAAAAUAAUCCAAAGAAUGACCUCUCCACGAGAGUUUAAAUAAAUAAAUUUUCCCAGCAGAGUUUGAUCGGAUUUAAAAUAAUCUCGCUGGUGAAUACGAGAUUCAAUUUGUAAAUAACAUGCGACGUACCUUUUAAAAAAUACGCGCAUUUGUAUUGUAUAAAAGAUUUUUUAGUCAUUGUGUCGUAAAUAUAGCAGAAAGUUUGUAAAAACGAGAGAAAGAAACAACCGAAUAACUGUCAACAAUUGUAAAAAAAAAGAAAAGAAAAGGGAGUUUAGAAGAAAAUCGACCACUCCUCGUACAUGAUUGUAAUUAGUUAUCAAAUUAUUUAAUAACCCUCUUAUACAUUAGUACGAUAUAAUUAAAUAACGAUGUAGGCACCUGCCAAGUUUAGCAUGUUAUAUACACUGCCGAAAAACUUCUUUAAUUUUAUUAUUGAUCAUUAUUAUUAUUUAUUGUUUCUAUUGAAAUAUUUUAAUACUAAGGUUUUUGUAACAAGCAUAUUUUCUCUUUCAUUCCUACCUUCCAUUUGCGUGAUUUAUCACUGCAGUAAUAAAAGAAGAAGAACGAAACGAAACUUAAGAAAUGGUGAUAAAAUGAAAAUAAUACCGAUGUUGUAUUGUUACCAUUUUGUUGAGGUAAUAAGAGAGAAAAACAGUAUAGAAUGGUAAAUGCAUUUUUAAGCGUAUAUCAAUGGGGAUAAAAGAAAUUUAUUACGAUGUUGCCUGAUUAUGUUAAUUGUUAUCUAUGCAAUAAUACACACUUUUGUUGUAAAUGAAAGGACACGUUAGUAAGUUUGUUAGGGUAAUUCAUUGAUUUGCUGCGUGAGCGAACAAUGGUUGAAAUAUACAUAUAUACACAAGAAAUGAUCAUAACACGAUUUUAUAGAACCGAGAAACAGAUGUAAACAGUAUCUGUAGAUAUAAUGCAACAAAGUACAAAGUUCUACCUGAACAGAUUAUAUUUCAUACAGUAUCUGUUUUGUACAUCGAGUAACCAAUGCAUUGAAAUAUACCACAUUUUUAUCUUAA